Scophthalmus maximus (turbot) is the source of this 5566-nucleotide messenger RNA. RefSeq names its product lysine (K)-specific demethylase 2Ab (gene kdm2ab). The coding region runs from base 223 to 4182 and encodes 1319 amino acids. NCBI's taxonomy places the organism in Eukaryota, Metazoa, Chordata, Actinopteri, Pleuronectiformes, Scophthalmidae. Gene Ontology annotation, molecular function: zinc ion binding; protein binding; histone demethylase activity. The record is from RefSeq and is a predicted model, not a curated record. The transcript is spliced from 23 exons. Gene Ontology annotation, biological process: protein demethylation; regulation of transcription by RNA polymerase II.
UUCGUGUGUAUGUGUGUGUGUGUGUGUUUUCUGCCCAGCUGAAAAUGGCGGCUCGGAGCGUCGAGUCGUUCUAACUUUGUCGCACCAUAACAAACAGAGCAGUAUACACCGCUGUUGGCAUGUUAACAUGGGGAGGAACUUCACUGGGAGGCUUCGGACGCUCUAGCCGGGGGACAUUACUUUGACCGCCGCGGCUGAGAGGAGUUAAAACGCAGAGAGAUCAUGGACGAUCCUCAUACACGGUACAGCAAGCGCCUGCGUACAGGUACGCGGCGCCGCUACCAGGACGAUGGAAUCUCAGAUGAUGAAAUUGAAGGGAAACGAAUGUUUGACCUGGAUGAAAAGUUGCAGUGCGAACGCUUUGGCUCUGAUUUGGUCAAACACAUGGAGGGCAAAGAUUUCACAUUUGAAUACAUCCAGAGGGAAGGUCUCAGGGAACCAAUUAUCUUUAAGACAGCCGAUGGCCUUGGCAUACAAAUGCCAGACCCUGAUUUCAGUGUGAGUGACGUCAAGUUGUUUGUUGGUAGUCGACGCAUCGUAGAUGUGAUGGACGUGAACACCCAGAAGGGAAUCGAGAUGUCGAUGGCCCAGUGGCGACGCUACUAUGAAACGCCACCGUCAGAAAGGGAGAAACUCUACAAUGUCAUCAGUCUGGAGUUCAGCCACACCAGGCUGGAGAAUCUGGUCAAACGUCCGGCUUCGGUUGACCUCAUCGACUGGGUGGACAACAUGUGGCCCCGUCAUCUCAAGGAGAGACAAAGAGACUCCACAAACGCCAUCAUAGACAUGCAUUAUCCCAAAGUACAGAAGUACUGUCUCAUGAGUGUGCAGGGCUGCUUCACAGAUUUCCACAUUGACUUUGGAGGCACUUCAGUCUGGUACCACAUCCUUCGAGGAGGAAAGGUGUUCUGGCUGAUUCCACCCACGCCACAGAACCUGGAGAUGUAUGAAAACUGGGUUUUAUCUGGAAAACAGGGAGACAUCUUCUUGGGGGACAAGUGUCAUGACUGUCAGAGGAUAAAACUCAACCAGGGCAACACCUUCAUAAUCCCAUCCGGGUGGAUCCAUGCUGUGUACACCCCAGAGGACACGUUGGUGUUUGGGGGGAAUUUCCUCCAUAGCUUUAACAUCCCCAUGCAGCUCAACAUCUACAGCAUUGAGGAUCGCACACGGGUGCCAGCAAAGUUUCGCUAUCCUUUCUACUAUGAGAUGUGCUGGUAUGUCCUGGAGAGAUACCUCUACUGCCUGACCAACAUCUCCCACCUCACACCUGAGUUCCAAAAAUACUCCCUCGGUAUAGGACUGACCCGGGCUGAUGUUGAUGUCAAUGAUCAGACUGGGAAUGACACUUCUAAUGGAGUUGACGGUGACACUGAAAUCGUGGAGAUGACGGGCAAGGAAGAGGAAGUAAAAGCAGAAGAAAAAGAAGAAGAAGAAGAAGAAGAAGCAGCUGAAGCUACCACACCUCAGCAUAUGCUGACCCCCUUUGAGCUGGAGGGACUGUGGAACCUCGUGGGGAAGCUGGAGGAGCUGCCAGUCCACAAAAAGUGUGUCCCUGCAGGCAUCAUGAACGCUGCAGCCCUGCUAGAGGACAUGAGGGCUGUUCUGAAGGAGCAUUCCAAUGAUAACACCAAGCUUUCCUACUCUGGAAAGCCCAUUGUCAAGUGGCCCAAAAGGCCAUCAUGGUACCAGCCCCCCACUCCCCCUCCCCCUGUCAUUUACCGUCCUCGCUUGGGCCCGACCCUCCACAAGCCUUUGGGUCAGAGGCCCACCAAACGCUCCUCCAUCUCUGCCCUGAGGCGAAGACGGGUGAGGUGCAAGCGCUGUGCUGGUUGCACCAGGAAGGAGUGUGGCACCUGCCAGUACUGCCACGACAUGAGGAAGUUUGGCGGGCCAGGGCGCAUGAAGAAGGGCUGCUUGAUGAGACAGUGUAUAACGCCUGCAUUGCCAAACACGGCUCGUUGUGCCAUAUGUGGAGAAGGUGAAUCAGAGGAAUCAAAUCCGAGCACUCACGCACUCAUGGAGUGCUCCGUCUGCUCGCAGAUUGCCCAUCGUCAAUGCAUUAAGGAACCCGGUGAGGGAAAGAUCAACAAGGAUUUGCCCAGCUGCUGGGAAUGUCCCAAAUGUUAUCAAGGCAAAGGUUCAGAAUCAGAGUCUUCCAGCGAUGAGGAAAGUGGAGAGUCUGAGGGCUCGUCCUCCUUGCCACCGUCCAAACUUGCAUACCGGGAAGGCAUUGGUGUAGGUGAAGGGGUGGGACCGGGGAAACAUAGCAGACCCCAAUCUCGACCCACGGCACCACCUCCUUCUCAAAAACUGUUACUGCAGCAUCAACAGAAUCGAAAAAGAGCAAGUGCACUGGAGCUCAGACUCAAAAAGAAGAUAAAACUGGAGCGUAGCAAACUUCUAGUGAAACAGUCGUCUCUAGAUCGCUCUCCCAGACUCCUGAAAUCCAGGAUGCUGUCCCGGCUGCGCUCUCCAACCAGCAGACUAUCUCAGGGCAGAGUUCGAGGCUCCACCUGGUCGAGUGGCUCCCUUUACCACCACUCCCAAGGAGGGACUGGUUCCUUCCAGCAGCAGCAGUCUUCCGUCGGUCUGGUACUUGAGCCCAAGGGAGAGCCCCGCAGAGGGAGGGGAAGGGGCGUGAGGCUGCGGGGAGGAGGAGCCGGAAGAGGAAUCGGAGGUGGCAGAGGCCAUGAAGACUUGGAGGAGGAGAGUGAAGACAGCAGCAGCAGCAGCAGCAGCAGCAGCAGCACCAACAGCAGCAGCAGCAGCAGCAGCAGCAGCGACGAGGAAGAGGAGAGAGGGCAGAACAGUGGAAGGGGAGGGGACAAAGAGAACCAGCCACAGUUGAGGAGAGGAGGACGAGCAGCCAAAGAAGGAGAAGAGGAAGGGAGCAAGGUGGCCAACCAGAACUGUGCAGAGGAGGAAGACGAGGAGGAGAUUGAGCAGGACAGUCAGAUGGGGGACAAAGACAGCUCAUAUCUUAAAGUGACUCUCCAAAGGCCAACCAGGGCCAAACAGGACCCAUCAGCCAUUGUCCCCAAAUUAGAGGCUAUCGCCCCUCAAACUGCUACUUCCACAUUACACAACCAGACUAGACCCCUUAUCAGACCCCCAAUUAGAAAUCGCGGCCCCUGUUCUGAUCAACACCCCAGUAGGCACACACCCCCACACACUCGCAGUGGACACACAGAAAGUCGCACCUCCCACCUAGAGAGCCUGGAAGCCUCUAAAAGGCCGAGGCCAAGCAGGCCAGCUAAACUGAGCAACGGCGCUUCCUGUUCUUCAUCCUCCGAGCUGAGCCACCUCCGCAUCCCUCUGUCCGCCCUGCAGGAAGGAGGGAGCGAAGCAGAGAGGGAGAGCGGUCUAAGCGGGCGGGGUUGUGAGAGGGAGGUGUGGGUCUCUGUCUUCCGCUACGUAAGUCGAGCAGAUCUCUGCGUCUGCAUGGCCGUCUGCAAGAACUGGUACAAAUGGUGUUUAGACAAGCGACUCUGGGCGAGGAUUGACCUGAGCGUCAAACGCACCAUUACCCCUCAGGCCCUAACUGGCAUCAUAAAGAGGCAGCCGGUGACACUCGAUCUCUCUUGGACCAACAUCUCGAAAAAGCAGCUCAACUGGCUUGUUGGCCGCCUGCCUGGGCUGAAGGAUCUGAUGGUGGCAGGUUGUUCCUGGUCAUCUAUUUCAGCUCUCUGCUCCUCUGGUUGCCCUCUCCUCCGAUCUCUGGACCUGCGGUAUGCAGACGGGGUCAAAGAUUCUCAGAUCAGGGACCUCGUCAUCCCUCCAGGCUGUGACAAUCGCAGUCAGUUGCGGACCAUGCAGUGUUUGCGACUAGCAGGCCUGGACAUCACUGACUCCACUCUGCGCCUGGUGAUCCGCCACAUGCCCCAUUUAACAAAGCUGGACCUCUCCCACUGCAACAGCCUCACUGACCACUCGAUCAACCUGCUGACGGCAGUGGGCUCAUCCACCCGAAACACACUGACAGAACUCAACCUGGGCGGCUGCAGUAAACUGACGGACACGUGUCUACGGUAUCUCCGACGCCUCUCCUGCAUCUCACUGCUCGACCUGCGAGGGUGUAAAGGCGUCUCCCGCAAGGCCUGCGAGGCCUUCAUCUCCGAGCUGUCAGUAAACACGCUCUACUGCCUAUCAGAUGAAAAACUGAUCCAGAGGAUAUCCUAAGCACCUGCCUCCUCUCUGAAGAGGUGAUUUGAGGUGCGAAAAGCAGGGGAAGGGGAUCCUGAUGUGAAUCUGUGUGACACAGGACACAGUCAGGCAGGGAAGACCACAUGCGCCUGUGUCUCAUCAGAGGAGGCGUGGAGUCUAAACUGGGAGGGCGUACUCACUUAGCAGGUGUUGGUAAAAGGGGGUUGUCACGGCUGUAACAGUGUUUCUUUCUACACACUUUGUCCUGUGUACCUAAAAGAGACUCAGGAGGUUUUUUUAUGCUUUUGUUCAUUUGGGAAUAAAAUGUUCUGUGGGAAAAGCAUGUCUUUUGUUGCCAGGAGUGGGAGAACAGGCAAUUAAUUAGCUGUAUUAGACUACACAAACUGCUCUUUCCUUUUUUUGGACAGAUGCCAAUCUUGACUCCCAUCAUAAACUCCUGCCUUGAGAAAGAAACUUUUGAGUUUCAUCCUUUUUUGGGGGUAUGACUGCAUCGUUCCUUUUGGCUGAUCCCUAUCAAGUCUUAUUUAUCAUAUGACGCGUAAACUUCUUUGAUUUCAGCUACAUUUUGGUGCUCCAAAUAGAUGGUUAUAUUUUUGUCAGAUUCAAGAGAGCACAUGUGAAGUUGUUCACGUUGGCGACAUGGUUUGUGGACAACGAGUUUUUUUUUAUAUAUAUAUAUAUGUCUAAGGGUUUUUCACAUCUAGACUUCUACAAGUGAGUUACUGGAAUGGCCUGUUUUACCAGCUGUAUGUUGGGCUUCUGGAGGUGUUUGGGUGCCACAAUAGUUCAGUGGUGUACUUUAUAAGUAUACAUAGACAAGAGGGUAAAUAGGCUGAGAGGGCUGUCGCCUUGGCAACAAGACGUCACCCCAACAGGGCAAGAUGCAUCAAGUGUACGGGGCAAGCCAAGGAUUUAUGUCGGAUAAAUGGUGCAUUUUCAAACAACCAUUUGAAUUCAGGUGCUAUUAUUUCCAAACUACUCUUGCUUUGUUUUUGUACAGAGACAAUAUUUAGAGCAAAAAUGUUAAUAUUCUAGAUGAAACUGCUCCCCACCCCUCUUUGAUACACUUUUUUUUCAUAUCUACUUUUCACUGAUUUCAUGACCUUGUCUAUUUCAAUACAGUGAUGUUUUGUUGUGGGUGGUUGGGGAGUUUGCUCAUUUCUUUAUUCCCUUCAAUUCUAGUGCUUCAGUAUCAAAAGGUCUCUCCUCCCAGACUGCUCUCCUUUCCUUGUCCCUUAAAUGAAUAUAAGUAUAUAAAUAUAUACUUUUGUGUAAAUGUGUUUUCCUCUUUUUAGAUUACCAAAACGGGAAUCUUGUAGCAAUGUAAUUAUUUUCAGAAGCAGUUUCCACUUUACGUUGUUCGUGUUAUUUUUCAAGAAAAAUAAAAAAAAAAGAUAAA